AUGCGCUGCGGGGGGUGGGGGGGGGGGCGUAAUUUGGGGGGGGGGGGGAGGGGGGGAGGGCCGCUGGAUGCGGUGAGGAGUGGGUGUUGGGGUGGGGGGGAUUGGGGGAGGGGAGGCGGGGUUGAGGGGGGGGGGGGGGGGGGGGUGGUGGGGGGGGGGGGGGGGUGGUGUGGAACGUUGGGGGGGAGGCGGGGUGGGGGAAGCGGGGGGGGUUGUGGGGGUGGGGGGGGGGGGUGGGGGGGGGUGGGGCGGCGGGGUGGGGUGGGGGGGGGGUGGGGGGAUGGCGGGGGUGGGGGGGUGGGGGGGGGAGGUAGGUGGAGAGGGGGGCUAUGCGGGGGGAGGGGUGGGGGUGGGGGUGUGGGGGGGGCAGAGUGGGCGGGGCGGUGGUGGGUGGGGCCGGGGAGGUCGGGGGGGGGCGGGGUAGGUUGGGGGGGGGGGUGUGGGUGGGGGGGGGUGGGGGGGGUGGGGGGGGGGGGUUGGGUGGGUGGGGUGUGA
This is a messenger RNA of Knipowitschia caucasica, 495 nucleotides long. The record is from the annotation of a GenBank genome assembly. Lineage: Eukaryota; Metazoa; Chordata; Actinopteri; Gobiiformes; Gobiidae.